Messenger RNA from Brassica napus (rape), 605 nucleotides. RefSeq lists its product as uncharacterized. Bases 138 to 512 code for a protein of 124 amino acids. NCBI's taxonomy places the organism in Eukaryota, Viridiplantae, Streptophyta, Magnoliopsida, Brassicales, Brassicaceae. Gene Ontology annotation, biological process: proteasome assembly. The record is from RefSeq and is a predicted model, not a curated record. The transcript has 7 exons.
UUAUGAGCUUUUUUCUCUAAAACGGUGUAGUUUAAUAGAAACGAACGCGUUUCCGCUUCUCUUUCGUCGGAGCAGUCAAGACAGAGAAUAAACUCAAGAGGAGGAGGAAGAAGAAGAGGGUGUAGCAAAGACUGAGAAUGGAAAGCGUGGACUCUAAUUUUCCUGUGCGCCAUAGAAAGUUUUCACUAGAAAUUAAGGGAAACAAGACAGAGAUAGUGAUAUGCAGCUACGAAGACCAUAUCCUUGUCAUAGCAACACAGAUUGGUGCCAUGGGAACUAUAUUGCACGCAAGGAAGGAAGAAGGGAUGUCUGUUGAACCAACAUUCAGUGUCUCAGUGAUAUUCGGAAAGCGAGAUGAGCCAAUGCUGAUAGCAACUGCUCGAAGACUCAUUGACCACAUAAGUUCUUUUGUUCCCUCGAAGCCUCUGGUUCUCUCACUUGGUCUCAAAGAUCAUUCUUCGGAGACGUUAAAGGAGAUAGUAGCGGCUGUGAUCGAGAAUCGCCUUUGGUAGUAUAUACAUUCUUAUGAUCCAAUGAAAGGACAACUAGAACAUGUUGUGUGUUUACUUGAUUGAUAUUAUUACUGAGAAUUGAUUUUUCUAUUA